Dovyalis caffra is the source of this 1932-nucleotide messenger RNA. Lineage: Eukaryota; Viridiplantae; Streptophyta; Magnoliopsida; Malpighiales; Salicaceae. The record is from the annotation of a GenBank genome assembly.
AUGAGCCAGACAGAGCCUCGUCGUCUGUCUUUGUUGAACGUUUGCAAGACCCUGACAUCCCUCAAACAAAUCCACGCCAAUCUUGUCAAACUCGGCCUUGAAACUGACCUUUUUAUCGCCGGAAAGCUACUGCACCACUGUGCGAUUUCACUCUCUGACUCUCUCGACUAUGCUUGUCGCCUCUUUCGCUACACUCCAAACCCGGAUGUUUUCAUGCACAACACUCUCAUUCGAGGACUUGCCGAGUCUGAUAGACCCGAAAAUUCAGUGCUUAAGUUCAUCCAGAUGAGAAGGAACUCAUUUUCUUCCCCUGAUAGUUUCUCUUUUGCUUUCAUUCUCAAAGCAGCCGCGAAUUUGAGGUCUAUGAGAGCUGGAAUUCAGUUGCAUUGUCAAGCUUUGGUUCAUGGGCUUGAUACCCAUCUUUUUGUUGGGACAACUUUGAUAAGUAUGUAUGGGGAAUGUGGAAGUGUUGCUUCUGCGAGGAAGGUGUUUGAUGAAAUGCGCGAACCGAAUGCCGUUGCGUGGAAUGCGGUGGUUACUGCGUGUUUUAGGGGUGUUGAUUUGAAGGGUGGAAGAAAAAUGUUUGACUUGAUGCCCGUUAGGAACUUGACCUCGUGGAAUGUGAUGCUUGCUGGGUACACGAAAGCUGGGGAGCUGGAACUGGCAAGGGAGACGUUUUUGGAGAUGCCAAUGAAGGAUGAUGUCUCGUGGAGUACCAUGAUUGUUGGGUUUGCUCAUAAUGGGUAUUUUGAAGAGGCUUUUGGCCUUUUCAGAGAGUUGCAGAGGGAGGGAAUGAGGCCAAAUGAGACAAGCUUAACUGGGGUGCUUUCAGCCUGUGCACAGGCAGGAGCACUUGAGUUUGGAAAAAUAUUGCAUGGGUUUAUUGAGAAAUCUGGGUUAUCUUGGAUUGUGUCCGUUAAUAAUGCAUUACUGGAUACGUAUUCUAAGUGUGGGAAUGUCCAUAUGGCUCGACUAGUUUUUGAGCAAAUCUUAAAGGAAAGAAACAUUGUUUCCUGGACUUCGAUGAUGGCAGGGCUUGCAAUGCAUGGUCAUGGAGAGGAAGCGAUAGAGCUCUUUCAUGAGAUGGAAGAGUUUGGAAUUAGACCUGAUGGGAUUACCUUUAUUUUGCUAUUAUAUGCUUGUAGUCAUGCUGGAUUGGUCGAACAAGGAUGUGAGUUUUUUUAUAAGAUGAGGGCCAUGUACAAUAUAGAACCAUCUAUUGAGCAUUAUGGUUGUAUGGUUGAUCUAUAUGGUCGGGCCGGCCAGCUUCAGAAGGCCUAUGAGUUCGUUUUUCAAAUGCCAAUUCCACGUACUGCAAUCAUUUGGCGGACACUUCUUGGGGCUUGCAGCAUUCAUGGUGAUGUUAAGUUGGCAGAAUAUGUGACAGAAAGACUUUCAGAGCUAGACCCCAACAACUCCGGUGACCAUGUUCUGCUGUCAAAUGCUUAUGCAGUUGCAGGGAAAUGGAAGGAUGUUGCUUCUGUGAGAAGAUUAAUGACUGACCAGAGAAUGACCAAAACUCCUGGUUGGAGCAUAAUUGAAGUUGACAAGAUCAUUCAUACUUUCAUGGCAGGUGCAAAACAAGAUAAGAUUACAGAAGAGGCGUACAAGAAGCUAAAGGAGAUUAUAUUGAGGCUUAGGGUUGAAGGGGGUUAUGUUCCAGAGAUUGGAAGUGUUUUUCAUGACAUAGAAGAGGAAGAGAAGGAAGAUUCGGUGUCUGUGCAUAGCGAAAAGCUUGCUGUAGCUUUUGGGAUAGCAAGGUUGUGCAAUGGGAGCACUAUAAGAAUAGUUAAGAAUUUGAGGGUUUGCAGGGACUGCCAUGCAGUGAUGAAGCUUAUUUCUCAGAUUUAUAAAGUGGAGAUCGUGGUGAGAGAUAGAAGCCGCUUUCACUCUUUCAAGGAUGGUUAUUGUUCAUGCAGAGAUUACUGGUGA